AUGAGACUCUUGUUGCCACUUUUGCUUUUUGUGGCGCUGGUGUGGCCAGGAGUCAGAGCAGAAUUCUAUUUUGAUAUGGAUGAGCUGAUCCGGUUGGGGAGUUUUGAUGAAAAUCAACCUGGUGAUGUCGAACCCAUGUCUAACCGGUCGUUGCUUUGGGGCCCUUACCGGUCUGCCCUUUACUUCGGAGUGAGACCACGUAUCCCACGGUCGUUGCUUUCGGGGUUAAUGUGGUAUAACAUUGAUGGUUAUGGUGGAGUGGGCAGUAUUAGGCACUUCUACGAGCAAGGUGACAAGAUGGGAAAAGCCAAUUGGAUUCGCUACGACCCGAGAUUUGGAGGAACUCAGGUGAUAGAGGACUUGGAGUGCCACAUAACUCUCCACAUUGACUUUGUAAAAAGUCUGGAUGGACUUUCGUGGGCUACUAAAGUGAGAGCUAUUCCUCACGAUGGGUUUGAGAAUGUCAAAACGGCUUUCGUAUGGUACUCCGGUCUUGAGGGAGAAACAGAUACAGCAGACCCAUUUGCGCCUUCAAGGAAUGGAGUAAUCAACUUGGAUACCCCUAAGAAUUCUAAAGGUUACACAGGAACAAUUACUCUUUCUGGAGGCUCCGAAGACCUAGGCUUGUUCGAGCUAUCGAUAAACGAUGGUCCUUCUACCAAUAAGCAUCCCAAGACUUCCAAGCUCGUGGACAAAGAAUUGAAUCCAAGAAAAACUCACCAUAUCAGCAUGAUAGUCCCAGACGAUAGCGUUUGGAUGGCUCGUGAUAUAUUCAUCACCAUGCUUCAGGAAUCCGUACAAGAACUUGUGGAACGUUUCGGCACUCUCGAUGGAAUUCCCCCCGAGCAGGCGUACGUAUUGAGGGAUAUGCACAAGUUUGAAGGCAAUCUUCAUCUCGUUCAAAAGAUGUACCAGGGAGCUUGUGAGUUCGAUGUUGUAUUCAAUAACGCUGAGACUCCAGAAGCAGAGAAAAUCACCUUUGAUAAUUUGAAGGAAAAAAUUGUUGAAAUGAGCUUUAAGGUGAACUCGAAAUUCGACAAGCAUUUCAAGUUGAAACCACCAUUUGACAAAGAUCAAGGCUACAAAGAAUUUGCCCAGGAAAUAGUUUCAGGCUUGCUUGGAGGCAUCACAUACAUGUACGGCGAUCACCUUGUUGAUCGUGAUACUGUUCUCGAAGAGGAUUCUUUUGAGAACCUCAAAUUGCAAGGCUCAUUAGAGGGACCACACGAGCUUUUUACCUUGGUUCCAUCUCGCCCUUUUUUCCCUCGAGGAUUUUUGUGGGACGAGGGUUUCCACGUACUACCAUUACUUGACUACGACUCGGAUCUUGUGUUGGAUAUUUUGCAGUCUUGGUUCAAAUUGAUCGACGAUGAAGGCUGGAUUGCAAGGGAACAAAUAUUAGGACCGGAAGCGAGAUCUCGGGUUCCCGAAGAAUUUCAGGUCCAGAGCCCUCAGAUAGUUAAUCCACCUACUCUUAUGUUGGCAUUUACUUAUUUGUUAUCCCACUUUGAUAGUGCUGGCGAUGUUAACGAGCCUCAAAAUGUGGACGGGUCAUUCUACUCUGAGCCGGGCCAAGUGAUAAUGAACCACCCGGAGUUACUUGCAUCUUACACUAAAGACAUCUACCCAAAAUUGAGAACCCACUUCCUUUGGUUCAGAAGAACCCAGCAAGGUUAUAUCGAGGAGUUUGAUCGUGGACAAAACCCUGAGGGCUACAGAUGGAGAGGACGUACUUUGACCCAUAGUUUAGCUAGUGGCUUGGACGACUAUCCUCGUGCUCUCCCAGCAGAUGUUGCUGAAUUGAACGUCGAUUUACUCUCUUGGGUGGGAGUAAUGACGAUGUCCAUGAUUCAAAUGGCUACAAUUUUGGACUUGGAAGAUGACCGGGCCGAGUACGAGAGGAUUUACAAAGAUAUCACGGAAAAUUUGGAUCAUCUUCACUGGUCUUCGGAGGAAAAAACCUAUUGCGAUGUCAGUCUCGACGAAGACGAAGAGAAUGUCAAAGUAUGCUACAAAGGUUAUAUUUCGUUGUUCCCAUUCAUAACGAAGAUGAUUCCACCAUCAGACACAGAAAAACUCUCGAGUAUUGUCGAUCUCAUAAAAGACCCAGAAGAACUCUGGUCAGAAUAUGGAAUCAGGUCUCUUUCGAAAUCCAGCGACCUUUAUCGCACCGGCGAAAAUUACUGGCGCUCGCCUAUAUGGAUGAAUAUCAACUACCUUGUUCUCGACGCUUUGAAGCAUUACCACAAGGCUUCAAAUGACGCCAAAUUAAGCGACACUCUUGCAGCCACUUAUAAGAAGCUUCGUGAGAACUUGGUUAGGAACGUUUACAAAGAAUGGAAAAGAACAGGUUUUGUGUGGGAACAGUACGAUGAUAUCUCAGGGACGGCACAGAGAGCGAAAAAUUUCUUGGGCUGGACCUCAUCUGUCGUUUUGAUGAUGACAAUGGACCAAGAACUCAUAUAG
This is a messenger RNA of Meyerozyma guilliermondii ATCC 6260, 2466 nucleotides long. It is a transcript of the gene CWH41, whose product is annotated as Cwh41p. Gene Ontology annotation, cellular component: endoplasmic reticulum membrane. The transcript has a single exon. The coding region runs from base 1 to 2466 and encodes 821 amino acids. The record is from RefSeq and is a predicted model, not a curated record. NCBI's taxonomy places the organism in Eukaryota, Fungi, Ascomycota, Pichiomycetes, Serinales, Debaryomycetaceae. Gene Ontology annotation, biological process: protein N-linked glycosylation; oligosaccharide metabolic process. Gene Ontology annotation, molecular function: Glc3Man9GlcNAc2 oligosaccharide glucosidase activity.